AGUCUGUAUUGUAAAGGCCCAGCUCUUGUUGCCGUGAUUCCAGAUGCAUCUUGGUGUCCGAAGCAGUCGCAUCGUCCUCAGAGUUAAUACAGGGGGGGGGGGACUAAUGAAGUUAGUCUGCUCCGGUUUGGGAUCUGCCCGCGACUACCGGAGCCCCGUUCUCUCUUCAUUCCCGAAUUUGCAGUGUCUUCUUCAGUAUCUCUUCAUAUUCUCAAGAAAUGGUGUCUUCAAUGUCCAUCGUGGCCGUGGCUUCGGCUAUCGCUAUGUCUGCUAACUACGUGCAAGCUCACGGCUACGUGGAGAACCCCGAGUCCGAAUUCAAGGACAAGAAAACGUCGGAGUGGAUCGUGCAGAUCGAUCCGCAAUGGAAGGGUGACUGGGACAACGCCAAGGGCGACGAGGGCCUAGUGGCUCUGUACAAAGAACUCAAGGCGUCCAACAAUGCCAAGGACAUCCGCACGCUCCUUGACAGCGAUACCUCACUGUACGGUGCCGACUGUGGCUACACCAACCCGGAUGUGACUCCGAAGGACCCUCCAACUGACGGUACGGCCACUUUCUCCCGCGGUAUCGUGCACGCCGGCCCGUGCGAGAUCUGGCUCGAUGACAAGAUGGUGCUUCAGAACGACGACUGUCAAAGUGCCUAUGGUGACGGUACCCAAGAGACGAUUUCGGUGUUCAAGCCUGUGGACUAUUCGUCCUGUGCGUCAGGAGGCUGCAUGUUCCGAUUCUACUGGCUGGCGCUCCAGCGUCUGGACGGCAAGACGUACUGGCAGGUGUAUAAGAACUGCAUCCCGCUUUCGGGUCCUGCCGGUGGAGGUACAUCUCAGACAACCCCGUCGACUGGUGAUGGCUCCGGUACUUCGCAAACUUCGACAUCCAGCGGCGAAUCGGAGGCGCAGACAACCCCGUCGGCUCCGUCGACUCCAACCAGUGACAACUCCAAGUCAACCGAGACUACGCCGGCCCCGGAGACCCCGUCGGUGGAGACUCCGGAAGUGACACCGGCUCCGAGUAGCAAGUGCAAUGGUCGCCGUAAGCGUGAGUAGACUGCGAGUAGCAGGAGCACAUAAUAUGUUAUGUGUACGUGAAUGUCCGUAGCUUUUUUUUAAUCAGAUAAGUUGAUCUGUUGCGUCGUAAAGCUGGAGAGCAUGCUAUAAUAGUAGUUCACUCAGCUUGGGAGAUGAAUCGUUAAAGUACAUCGUUUAACGAGUUCAUUCACACAUUUGUUGCU
Phytophthora nicotianae INRA-310 is the source of this 1234-nucleotide messenger RNA. RefSeq lists its product as hypothetical. The record is from RefSeq and is a predicted model, not a curated record. Bases 219 to 1049 code for a protein of 276 amino acids. The transcript has a single exon. Lineage: Eukaryota; Oomycota; Peronosporomycetes; Peronosporales; Peronosporaceae.